AAAAAUUAAUCCAAUGCCUAUGUCUUAGAAACACAAGGUUUCUGAAAGGCCGCCAAUUAAAUUUUGAAUUGAAAUUUUGAAUAGUGACAGUGACCUGCAGCUUUGCGGCGUUUGUGCAUUCUGCAUUCGGUCUGUACCGCCUGUAUAUUGGGGGAACCCACUGGAUUCACUUUCAAUUCAACUUAGUAUUCUCUCAAACUUUGUCGUGGAAGCGGUAUACACCAGUCAAGUUCGUCCAAGUCUCGUGUGUUCAGUGAAAUUUUCGUUCCAGGACUUUACGAAACAUAGAGGCGACAAGACGUAGAUCAUGUGGGCACGCUUUUUUGGCGCACAUGGGGAGUUCUGUGCUUCGCAUCCGUGGGAAGUAAUAGUAGCCACGCUAACUUUAACGACAUGUAUGUUAACUCUUGAUCAACAGCAUCCGGCACCACCCCCUAAACCGUCUUUUAGAUUUUGCGCAGGGUGCUUAAACGAGAAUGAAUAUAACGCUGCAGAUGUAAUUGUAAUGACAAUAAUACGCUGUCUGGCUGUACUAUACGUUUAUUAUCAAUUUUGUAAAUUACAAAAAUUGGGCUCAAAAUAUAUACUAGGCAUAGCAGGUCUAUUCACCGUAUUUUCGAGCUUCAUAUUUACGUCAACGGUAUUAAACAUCUUACGUAUCAACGUUGUGGAUCUCAAAGAUGCACUGUUCUUUUUCCUUCUGUUGAUCGAUUUGUCAAAAGCUGCUAUGCUCGCUCAAUUCGCUAUGAAUGCCUCUAAUCAGAACGAAGUAAAAAAUAAUAUUGCCAAAGGUAUGGCCCUUUUAGGACCAACGAUCACGCUGGAUACUAUUGUCGAAACGCUAGUUAUUGGAGUCGGGACACUUUCUGGGGUACAUCGUCUUGAAAUGCUAUCAUGCUUUGCGUGCCUAUCAGUAUUAGUCAAUUACAUCGUUUUUAUGACAUUCUAUCCAGCCUGUCUUUCUUUAAUAUUAGAGCUGUCUCGGAACACUUCCAUGUAUGGCAAAAAUAGCAUUUUAUCGAGAGCAUUUCGUGAAGAGGACCACAAAUCGAACCCUGUUGUACAACGCGUUAAGCUUAUAAUGUCUGCUGGAUUAAUGAUCGUACACGCACAUAGUAGGUGGCCAUUCAGGGAAGACGAUACAGAUGAUAUCGGCACAUUGGUCGUUGAACAACGUAUGACUUUAAAUCGCACCGAAGAAAAUGCUCUACAUGGAUAUAUAAUGAAAUGGCUGACUUUGAGUGCUGACCAUAUAGUAAUCCUCAUUCUGUUGCUGGCUCUAGUCGUCAAAUUUAUAUUUUUUGAAAACAAAGAAGAUUUUACGGAGAAAAUAAAAGCGUCCAUGUCAGAAAACCUGGACUCCUCAGACAAAACCGAAUUCUUGAAGCUGAAUCAACAGCUGAAAAGUAAAUAUUUGCCCGAAACUCCAGUUUUCAAACAUUCCGAAACGUUCUUUUUGGGCAGAAGAUACAGCGACGAUAAAUCUGAUUCUUCAAAUGAGGUGGAAUUUGAGGAUAAGUCAGUUCAAACAAUCUACUGCCAGUUAGAUGCUGAAAAAUUGUCUGAUGUUCCUCAUGAUGAAGAAAGUUGCAGAAGUUUGGAUGAGUGCUUAGCUAUCUACAACAAUUCAGAUUUGGGUGCUGUUUCUCUGACAGACGAAGAAGUGGUGCUUCUAGUCCAACACAAACACAUCCCCGGUCAUCAGAUAGAAAAAGCUGUGGACAAUCCAGAGAGAGGUGUUAAAAUAAGAAGGAAACUUUUGUCGAAUGAAGCUAAACUCAAUAAUAUUUUGGUGGACCUGCCUUUCAAAAAUUACGACUAUAGCAAGGUUAUGGGGGCUUGUUGUGAAAACGUCAUUGGUUACAUACCAAUUCCGGUAGGAUAUGCAGGACCUCUUCUACUUGACAAUCAAGAGCUAUACGUACCUAUGGCCACGACUGAGGGAUGCUUGGUAGCCAGUACAAACAGGGGUUGCAGAGCAUUAAAACAGGGAUGUCUUACUAGUAGAAUAGUUGGAGAUGGAAUGACUAGGGGACCUGUAGUAAGAUUUCCUUCAUUGCCAAAAGCAAGUGCCGCAAUGAAGUGGAUAGAAAAACCAGAAAAUUUCGCGUUAAUGAAGGAACAAUUCGAUUCCAGUAGCAGAUUCGCAAGGCUUACGAGAAUCUUAAUUAGAAUUGCCGGAAGAUACCUCUUUAUUAGAUUCGUCGCCAAAACUGGGGGACGCUAUGGGAAUGAAUAUGUUAUCAAAAGGCACUGAAAUUUCACUUAAAUAUGUACAGAACGAAUUUCCCGACAUGGAAAUCCUUAGUCUCAGUGGGAACUUUUGUACUGAUAAGAAACCGGCUGCUGUAAAUUGGAUUGAAGGUCGGGGAAAAUCAGUGGUAUGUGAAGCGGUAAUUCCAUCUAAAAUAGUAACGACAGUAUUAAAAACAACUGUCACCGCCCUAGUAGACGUGAACUAUUCGAAAAACAUGAUUGGUUCAGCAAUAGCAGGCAGCAUAGGUGGAUUCAACGCUCACGCGGCAAACAUAGUCACCGCAGUAUUCUUAGCCACUGGCCAGGAUCCCGCCCAAAAUAUAAGCAGCAGCAACUGCAUGACCCUAAUGGAACCUAGCGGUGCAUCUGGAGAAGAUUUAUACAUAUCUUGUACCAUGCCGUCUAUGGAAAUUGGAACAGUAGGUGGAGGAACUGUCUUGCCUCCACAAGCAGCUUGUCUAGAAGUGUUGGGAGUCAAAGGCGCUAAUAAAGAAAAUCCCGGUGAAAAUGCUAGUCAACUAGCUAGAAUAGUCUGCGGCCUUGUCCUAGCAGGUGAACUAUCCUUAAUGGCUGCUUUAGCAGCGGGCCAUCUCGUCCGCAGCCACCUCAGACACAACCGGUCGACCGCGCUCUUAGGUGAGAAUACGAACUUUGAUUCUUUAAAGAAAGAAAAUUUCCUUACACCGCCUUGCAAAGAUUACUGACAGCGACUUUGGAAACUUAUACAGAUUUGAAAGACGUCUCUAAACAAGGCUAACGGGUGUUAAUCCGGACUUUUACGAUUCUAAUGCAGCAUGUUUGUUGUUUGUGCCACAUAGCUCUAGAAGAUGUCUGA
Molecule: messenger RNA, 3091 nt
Organism: Psylliodes chrysocephalus
Lineage: Eukaryota; Metazoa; Arthropoda; Insecta; Coleoptera; Chrysomelidae
Source: the annotation of a GenBank genome assembly